UAUAUCUAUAUGUGUGUGUGUGUAAUGUGUAUAUAUAGCACGUCCUCAAACAUGAACGAUCAUCGCUCCUUCAAAGCUGAAACUUGGAAAUCCAGAGAAACUUAGAAACAUACAUAAAUCCUGUUUCUUUGUCUUUCUUGACUCCUUAAUUAUAAUUCAUCCCUAUUGGUUGAUCACUUGUAACAUAUAUACAUACAUAUAUACCUGAAAGUAAGUAAUUUGAAGGAUGGUUGCGGUGGUGCCAUCUCCAACUCCAAUAUCACAAACGACGACCACCACCACCACCAAAAAGACGAGGUCGUCGGGAGUGGGAAUAAAUAUUCCAACAAUCGAUCUCGGUGUUGAUCAUCGUGAGAGGUCGUUGUUGCCUCAUAAGAUUGUGCAAGCAUGUGAAGAGUACGGUUUCUUCAAGGUGGUGAACCACGGCGUUCCAAAGGAGGUUAUUUCAACAAUGGAAAAUCAAGGGAAUGCUUUCUUUGCAAAAACGGCAUCGGAAAAGCAACAAGCUGCUGGGCCAGCUACUAGUCCUUUUGGUUAUGGAUGCAAAAAUAUAGGCUUCAAUGGCGAUAUGGGUGAGCUUGAGUACCUUCUUCUUCCCACCACCAACUCCCCUCUCCCCUCCGUUUCUGACUUAUCCGAACCUAUCUCCUCCCCUGGCUUCAGUUGUGCAGUGAAUGAUUACAUAGAAGCUGUUAGGGAGCUGGCGUGUGAGCUUCUAAAUCUAUUGGGUGAAGGCCUGAGGGUCCCAAAUAAAUCAGUGUUCAGCAGGCUCAUCAGAGACGUCCAAAGUGACUCCUGCUUCAGGCUCAAUCACUACCCUCCUCUCAAGCAGCAGCAACCCUCCUCUAGGUCUGGCUGGGAAUGGGACCUGUCAUCUCCGAAACCAAAACUAACUACUAGUACUCCUCGAAUGGGAUUUGGAGAGCAUUCUGACCCUCAAAUCUUGACCAUCCUCCGCUCCAACGACGUUGAAGGCCUUCAGAUCUGUACUCGGGCUGGCUUAUGGGUCCCCGUCCCUCCUGACCCCUCUGAGUUCUGUGUGUUUGUGGGUGAUGCUUUAGAGGCAAUGACAAAUGGAAGGUUUGUGAGCGUGAGACACCGAGUAUCGGUUGCAAGUUCAGUAAAGUCCAGAAUGUCAAUGAUGUAUUUUGGGGCUCCUCCUCUUAACGCAUGGAUCUCCCCUCUUCCAAAGUUGGUCUCUACCGAAAAACCAAUUCGCUACAAGCCCUUCACUUGGAGUGAGUUCAAGAAAGCUGCUUACUCACUACGCUUGGGAGAUUGUCGUCUCGACCUUUUCAAGAUUCAUACUAAUGAUGAAAUUCUGUCAUAUCAGCAGGACCUUGUGUAAUGAGUUACGAUUUUGAAACUCCAUUAGCUCGGGCACAAUCAUCUAACAUCACAUUUUAGAAUUCUGAGAUCAAACUGACGUAGAUAUCUAGGGCGAAUUGGAGUGUUUGUAAUUUAUCCGGGGGGAUUUUUGGCUGGAAGGGCUUCCCCCCUGUGCAUUUCUUUCCAUUAUGCUCGGUGUGUGAGGAUUGAUUUGUGCUCUUUUGUGAAAAUAGAUUUGAAACAAGCUAGUGUUAUGAGUUUAUUCAAUAAAAUUAGAGAA
Molecule: messenger RNA, 1609 nt
Organism: Rhododendron vialii
Lineage: Eukaryota; Viridiplantae; Streptophyta; Magnoliopsida; Ericales; Ericaceae
Product: gibberellin 2-beta-dioxygenase 2-like
Exons: 3
Coding region: 227-1348 (373 amino acids)
Biological process (GO): gibberellin catabolic process; response to light stimulus
Source: RefSeq, a predicted model, not a curated record